AUGGCGUUACCAUUUUGUGCUACUGCUUGUUACUCUGUUGCUCCCUCUUCUCUCUCUCGUUCUUUGCCUCUGCUUUCAUCACACUCCCUGUCUCAAAUGCAGUUCAGUCACCCAUUCGGACUCCCUUCACGGCUCAAAUGGACCUCCGAGGCCCGAAAACCCCAAUCUCACAGGGUCUUCUGCCUUCACGACACCAAAGCUGCUGUUGUUACUGGGAAAUCAUGGGAUAAACUGAUUUUGGGAAGUGACGUCCCUGUACUCGUGGAAUUUUAUGCUAGCUGGUGUGGGCCAUGCCAGAUGGUUCACCGGAUCAUUGAUGAGAUUGCAACAGAAUAUUCUGGGAGUCUGAAAUGCUUUGUCCUUGAUGCUGACAAUGACUUGAAAGUUGCUGAGAGUUGUGAUGUUAAGGCUGUGCCAGUGGUCUUGCUGUUCAAGAAUGGUGAAAAAUGCGAAUCUGUAAUUGGUACUAUGCCCAAGGAGUUCUAUGUGGCUGCAAUUGAGAGGGUUCUAGCUUCAUAG
Messenger RNA from Fraxinus pennsylvanica, 519 nucleotides. Lineage: Eukaryota; Viridiplantae; Streptophyta; Magnoliopsida; Lamiales; Oleaceae. The record is from the annotation of a GenBank genome assembly.